Messenger RNA from Scutellospora calospora, 984 nucleotides. The record is from the annotation of a GenBank genome assembly. Lineage: Eukaryota; Fungi; Glomeromycota; Glomeromycetes; Diversisporales; Gigasporaceae.
AUGUCUACAAAGCUAUCAGAGUAUACUGCAGGUUAUCAUGAGAUACCACAUACUUUAUCUGAUACAGAAAGCAACAUCAAUAAUGAUGAAACUUCUGAACAAUCAUUAGAAGAAAUUUCUAAAACUGGCUUUAAAAUCCUUCCCAUAGAAAUUGAGUCAAUUUCUAGUCAAAAUAAUAUUUCGUCUACUAAUCCUUCAAUUAUACAAAAUCCACUUGUUUCAAUUCAUUAUUGUUAUUUUAAAGGUCAUGAAUCACGUAUAAAUAUCUGUGAUAAUUCGUCUAUCCUCCCAGCAGAAAGAACACUUUUCAUUACGAAUUUACCAAUAGAUACAACUGAACGACAUAUUAAGCAUAUAUUUGAAGAAUGUGGUAUAAUCGACCGAAUUUUAUUUCAUGGUAUAUUAAAGAAUAAUGAAUUUUCAGCAACUAUUGAAAGUUCAAUAUUAGAAGGAUCAAGAAAUAUACUAUUCCCGGGCUCAACAGCACAUAUAGUGUUUAAAGAUUCUGGAGGAUUAAAAAAUGCACUUCAUAUGACACAAAAAAAGAGGAUAUGGAAUGUUAAAGAUCAUGAUAUUCCUCCAUUGGGCUUGAAGAGAUGGUUGCAAGAAUAUCAAAAACUUCGCAUGGAUCCCAAUAAACUAAGUGCACAAAUUAAUGAAUACAUGCAAAAUUUUGAGGAAGCAGAACAAGAGAAAAUUAAAGCCUUGGAAGCAAGACGUAAUCAACCUGAUGAAGAUGGAUUUAUCUUGGUUACUGGAACAGGAAAGAGAAACAUCAAUACUGAUGGUACUAUCACAGUAACAGCAGCUAAGGCAGAAGUUGUGAAAAAUUUAAAACCGAAAAACAAGGGAUUGGUAGACUUUUAUCGCUUUCAAAUGCGAGAAGCUAAACGUGAAAAACUUAUUGAACUGCGUAAGAAAUUUGAAGAUGACAAACGAAAAAUUGCUGAUCUUAAAGCAGCUAGGCGAUUCAAACCUUACUGA